Molecule: messenger RNA, 372 nt
Organism: Symbiodinium sp. CCMP2592
Lineage: Eukaryota; Dinophyceae; Suessiales; Symbiodiniaceae
Source: the annotation of a GenBank genome assembly
AUGGUGGAGGACAGUGGCACCGACGAAGAGAUCCCUCUGCCGAAUGUGAAGACCGCCAUUCUUAGUAAGGUCAUCGACUACUGCAGGUAUCACAAGGACAAUCCGCCUGAGGAGAUUCAGAAGCCCUUGAAGAGCACGAACCUCGUGGAAUGUGGUGUUUCGGAGUGGGACAACGAGUACGUGAAUAUCGAGCAGGAGGUCCUUUUUGAGCUAAUCCUUGCUGCGAACUACCUGGACAUCAAAAGCCUCCUGGACCUCACAUGUGCCAAGGUCGCCUCUAUGAUCAAAGGAAAGAAUACAGAGGAGAUCCGAAAGCAGCAGUGCACUGAGUUGCCUGAGAUUUUAAGGGUUUUUCUCGAAUUUAGAGUCUAA